AUGGGUCGCCUCCUGAGGGGUCAGUUCUCCAUUCCAGGUUAUUCAGGAUGGAAGAAAUCUUGGUGGAGAAGACAAGGACAGGGUUCCAGGGGUUUUGAGUUUCUGACAAUGCCUCGUACUAGAGAAGGCACCAAGAAGCAGCAGAGGGUCCUAAAAGAUUGGAAGGGCUCCGUCGCUUUUGUUGUUGGAAACCAGGUUGAGGAUGAUCUUCUCAUUCGAGCCCUCACCCUUGCUGUCCAGGUCCCUCAGCGAAGACUCUUCAGCAUAAUAUCUUGGCAAGACAUUCUCCAGCAGAUUGAAGAAGCAAAUGUACUAUUUGGAACCACAUCUAAAAAGUCAAAACAAUCUGCAGGCAUAAGCUAUCCCUUAUAUUAUGAGGUGUUAGUAGCAGCAAAACUCAUUAUGGGCAAUGGAGAGAAACUAACCUUACCACUGAUAGGGAAACUCUUGAAAUUUCAACUUCUCCAGAUUAAACUUAAGGACCAACAGCGACGGGAAAAUGAAAAGAAGGCCAUAGAAGACAGAUUUAAGUUAGAAAAGGAGGAAGGGAAAGCGAAAACUCCCAAGGAAAAGAAGGCCGCAGAUGCCAAAGCUGCCAAAGGAAAGGGGAAGGACCAGCCUGAGGCAAGCACAACAGUGAAAAAGAACACCCAGUUAAAACGGAGGGGAGAGGAAGAUGGGAUCAAAGUUUACAUCGAUGACGAGCCAGAUGAUGGUGCCCAACAUUACAUUAUAGUUGUGGGCUUCAACAAUCCUCAGCUAUUAGCGAUCAUGACUGAACUCGGCGUUCCCAUAAGCAGCGUGAUAAAAAUAUCUUCGGAGAAUUAUGAACCUUUGCAGGCACACCUGGCAGCAGUUAGCCAGCAGCAGGAAGUGGUUCUUCAGCCAGAAGCUAUAGAAGCUGAAAAAUUGAAGAAAGAGAAUACCAUAAAAGAACUUGACGUUUUCUGGAAGUACUUGGAACCGAUCUUGAAUAAUGAGAAGCCUGAAACAAGUCUCUUUGAUGUUGCUCGAUUUCAAUACACAGUCAGGGCGGAUGACUUUCCUUCCGACUGGUCGGACAGCCAGAUGAUGCUGGAAUUGGGCACGAGCAUUUUUGAAAGCAUUGCCUGUUUGAUGUACGACACCCUGGACUGGAAAAGGCAGCAUCAGCACUAUUUGGAGAGCAUGCAGCUGAUUAAGGUCCCACACGUGGUUAGUGAGAAACCUAUCUUAGAAGCCACGCUAGCUUCUGAGGCUCCACAACCUGUUGCCCCAACCCCUGGGAAGAAGAAAGCACAAAAUGAAGAAUUACAAGCUCUACCAUCAGCACUGGCUUCUGUCAUCACAACGGAAGUAGACAUGAGAUAUUACAAUGAUUUGCUGAAUCCAAUUCCGGAAGAAUUCAUUUCUGUGCCCCUGAUACUGCACUGUAUGCUGGAACAGGUUGUGGCAACGGAAAAAGACCUCAUGCCACCCAGUCUGGUGGAGCUGCCGCCCAGAGCCGAUGGGCUGGACCACAGAAUCGCAGCUCACAUUGUGUCCAUCCUGCCCUCUCUCUGCCUCACUGAGAGUGAGAAAAAGAAUCUCCAUAAGAUAUUUUUUCCUCAAGAAGAAAGUGAAAGCAAAGCAGCACCCAGAGGCCCUUUGCUGCUGAAUUACCAUGAUGUGCACGCCCACAAGAAGUAUGCACUGAAGGACCAAAAGAAUUUUGACCCAAUUCAAAUUGAGCAAGAGAUGCAGUCCAAGUUGCCACUAUGGGAAUUUCUUGAGUUCCCUCUGCCCCCACCAUGGAAUAGCACAAAACGUCUAGCUACAAUCCAUGAGCUCAUGCACUUUUGUACAAAUGAACCCUUGAGCUGGAAUGAAGUAGAAAGAGCCUUCAAAGUGUUUACUUUUGAGAGCCUGAAACUCUCUGAGGUUGAUGAAGAAGGGAUACUAAUGCCUUCUAGGAAAAUAUAUGGGAUAGAUUCUGAAAUUUUCAACAUACCAUGGGACAACCCUGCCAGAUUUGCUAAACAAAUAAGGCAACAGUACAUUGCAAAAAUGAACACCCAAGAGGCCAAACUCGAAACAGAUAUUGAACCCAAAGACAACAUUAUAUUUAUGGAUCAGAAUUGGUCAAAAAAUGUUCAAGAUAGUGAGAUCAAUAAUGAACCUUCAAAUCCUAGUCAACCUGAUGCUGACAAUAUGAAGCAUUCUGACCCGAAUAAUGAGAAACCCUUAGAGCCUGAUAAUAGAGAGUCGUCAGAAAAGGAGGCCAGCUUAGAGAUUCAGCAACAACCUGAACCUUUGGAGCAGACCAACGAGAUCAAAGAUGAGGCAGUCACAAAGGCGGGUUCUCUUGAAAAGCAACCCAAGAAGAUGACUGUGGAAGCAGAGUUAGAGGACAUUCAGAAAACGCAGCAACGCAGUCUAAUGGACUGGAGUUAUACUGAGCAUUUUAAACCUAAAGUUCUGCUGCAGUAUCCUCCUACCAUCAUCAGCCUGCUUCCGCUCUCACUUACUCCAAACCAUGCUCUACCUAUCAGAUGUCCCAUUAACUUCACCUUCUUAGAACACCUCUCCAAACUUCAGAAUAAGCUGAAUUUUUUGGAACUUGUUACAAAUUCCAUUCAAGAUUGGAUCAUAAAAGAAGAAGCUCUCUAUCAGGAAUCUAAAAUGGCUGAGGAAAUUGCUAAAACCAAAGCUGAGAUGGAACUGAAAUCUUCUAUUAGUACCAAAAUUGUUUCUCCUAGCAAAGUUAAUUCUGUUAAAAAAUCUGCUAGUAACAAAGUAAUGAUCAAAACAGAGAUACCAGAUCAAGAAAAAGAAAAAGAGAAGGAAAAAUUGACUUUUGUUUUAGAAGGCUCUCUGAAGGCAUGGAAAGAAGAACAAGAUCGAUUAGCAGAAGAGGAGCGCAUAAAAGAAGAAAAAAAAGCAGAAAAGAAGAGUAAGGAAGUUGGUAAAAGGAGAGGCAAAGAAAAGUUAGAGAAAGAAGAGAGUAGGACUGUGAAGAAAAAAUCUAUGCUCAAGGAAAAAGCUAAAGAAGAGCAAAUAAAGCUAUCAGACAUACCAGAGAUGAUGAGUCUCCAAGAGCCACAACCUGAGAUAGUUUACCCGUUUCAUGGAUACAAUAUGGGAGAUAUACCCACCCAAAUCUCAGGAACAAAUUAUUAUCUGUAUCCUUCAGAUGGAGGACAGAUUGAAGUAGAAAAGACAACAUUUGAAAAAGGAUCAACUUUUAUCAAAGUGAAAGUGAAAAAGGACAAACAUAAUUUUAUAAUUCAUCUGAAAGACCCUAAGAAAAUUGUGAAAAAGGAAAAAGAAGUGGAUUAUUCUUCAGAAGAUGAGGAAGAAGCAAGAGAGGGAGAAAAAAAUAUUGAACUAGAAGAAUCAAAUGCAGAGAAUAAAGCUGUCAGCAAGUCUGGAUCUUUUUCUGCCACCUUGGAAAAUGGAAUCUGCCUCUCCAUAAGUUACUAUGGACCUAGCGGAAAUGCGCCAGAGGAGAAGGAUCCUCAGUUGGAAGCAAUGUUGAAUAUCCCAUCAGCACUUCUUCCAACAGUAAUUCCUGUUAUAGUGCCAGUUCCUCAAGUCAAAGGAAAAGGGAAAACAAAAGUCAAAGAAAAACACAAAGAAUCUAUUAAAGAAGAGGAGCACCCAAAAGAAGAAGAAAAAAAGGAAGAAGUAGAACCAGAACCUGUUUUACAAGAGACUGUUUUUGUUCCCACCUUCCCAAACCUAAAUGUGUCUUGCCCCAAUGGACUCCUAGUGACCUUCACUGGGCAAGAGUCAACAGAUAAAUAUGUUAAGGAUGAGGAUCCCACUUGGGACAUCAUGGUCCGACAGAGCUACCCCCAGAGGAUAAAGCACUAUGACUUCUAUAAAACGGUGCUGCCCCCAGCGGAGCAGGAGGCAUCGAGGGUUAUCACCAGGCAAGGCACUGUGGUCAAGUAUAUGCUGGAUGGAUCCACACAGAUUCUCUUUGCAGAUGGCUCUGUGAGCAGUAGUCCCGAUUCAGGGCCUGUUUGUCCUCCUGUUGAAAUGUCAGUAACUCCUCACAGUGGAGACUUGAUGGACUCGGUUUCUCAGCAAAAGUCAGAAACAAUACCAUCAGAUAUUGUCAUCCCAAAGAAAGGAAAAAGUCACAAAAAUCAGUCUGCGGUGUUACACAAGAGUGAAAUCCAUGAACCUCCCAUAGAAGCGGUUCACAUAGUGACUCCAAUGGAGACUCACGUGGGCACCUGGUUUACAACUACACCUGAAGGGAAUCGGAUUGGCACCAAAGGAUCAAAAAAAAUAGCAGACUUAGCACCAUUUUUAUCUUUUCAGGCCACAGAUCCUGUCACCGGAACGGUUAUGACCACUCGGGAGGACAAAGCAAUCAUCGUGGAGAAGCAGGAUGGCACGCGGAUAGUGGACCAUGCUGAUGGGACCAGAAUCACAACCUUUUACCAAGUUUAUGAAGAUAAUUUUAUUCGUUUGAGUGAUCAAGAAAUAAAUGAAGGUCCUCAGGUGACUGCCACUAGGCAGGUGAAGUGCAUGCGGAUAGAAAGUUCACACUAUGCCACUGUCAUCACCAACUGCGAGGACAGUAGAUGCUGUGCCACCUUUGGGGAUGGGACAUCUGUUAUUGCAAAGCCACAGGGAACAUACCAGGUGUUACCGCCAAACACAGGCUGUCUCUAUAUCGAUAGGGAUUGUUCAGCUAUAUAUUGCCAUGAAUCAAGCAGUGAUAUAUACUACCCUUUCCAAAACCGUGAGCAGCUGAGAGCUAGCACGUACAUCAUGAAGCACACCUCAGAGGUUAUCUGUCAGGUCCUGGACCCAGAGGGAAACACCUUUGAGGUCAUGGCUGAUGGUAGCGUAUCAACUAGGCUACCUGAAAUCAAUUUGGAAGAUCAUUUAGAUGCAAGUCCAGAAGGCUAUGAUAAUUUAUCAUCUGCUCACCUUCAUAAGAAUCAUCUGCAAAUCUUUGGUGAACAUGUCCCCAGGUUUUUUGUUGUCUAUGCCGAUGGAUCAGGAGUGGAACUUCUUCGAGACAGUGACAUUGAAGAGUACCUGUCCUUGGCAUACGGAGAACCAACUACCGUAGUUCUUCAAGAGCCAGUGCAGGAGCAGCCAGGUGCCCUCAGCAUCACUGUCCUUCGCCCUUUUUGUGAAGCAUCGCCAUGGCUGAUGAAGAAAGAGCUCGAUACAAUUGUUCCUCCGAAUCUCCAGUCGAGGACAUGGGAGACAUUUCCCCCAGUAGAGAAAAAAACUCCAGGACCUCCGUUUGGCACUCAGCUUUGGAAGGGCCUUAACAUUGAGGCCAAACAGCUAGUGAGCACCCCCGCCCCUGUAGUCAAGAGCCCCAAUGUGCUACAGAUACGCCAGUUCAUCCAGCACGAGAUCAUAAAGAAUGAGGUGAAACUGAAGCUACAGAUUUCCCUUAAGGAUUAUAUAAACCAUAUCCUAAAGAAAGAAGAUGAGCUACAGGACAUGACAGUUAAAGAUUCCAGAACUGAGGAGGAGAGAGGCAACGCUGCAGAUCUCCUCAAACUAGUUAUGUUAAAUGAAUCUAUUUUUAAAGUUGCAGCCCACCUAAUUGAUUUGUAUAAGCAGUCUUUGACUUCUGUUCCGGAGUGUCUGCCAGACCCAUUUGAUACAGAGCUCUCUGAAAAGAAAUUGAAGCAUGCAGCAACAGUAAAGCACUGGAAAGAGAAGAUAGCUCAGAAGAGGAAAGAGAUUGAAAACACAAACAACUAUUUAAUGAAAAUUAGGAACAAAGUAGUAUCACCUUACUUCAAAUCUGAAUUUAGCAAGACAUUUCAGUCUCAGAAAGGUGAAGAUGUGAGCAAAACAACUGAGAAAAAUACAUGUGGUCUUCAUCCAGGUUUUCUAGAUCCCCAGCCAAAAGAAGUUGUAGAACAGGAACCCUCAGAUAGGGCUUUUUCUUCAAAAUCGGAGAGUUCUGUGAAUAUCAAGGAGUUCGCUAACCAGAAGGAAACUGAAAAUUUAUCCAAGUCUCCCACAGAAUCAGAUCUGUGUCUGCCCGUGAAAAUCCCAACCCAGUCGUUGCUGCAGGAUGUCAAAGGACAAGCUAGGAAGGAGAAAGUGAAGAUACCUCACUAUUUGAGGAGUUCCAAGCCCAAGUCUGUACCUCUCACAAAGGCGCAAGAUCCUUCUGGAGGAAGAGUGAGAACAUCCUCCAUUGCUUCGGCUGCCAUUAAAAACCCACAUUCAUCCCCUUACGGAUUCCAUCUUCUCCCUCCAUCAGUGAAGUUUGGAGUGCUUAGAGAAGGGCACACCUAUGAAACCACUGUCAAGCUCAAGAACACUGGCGUGGACUUCUGCAGGUUCAGGGUAAAGCAGCCGCCACCCAGCACAGGACUGAAAGUGACCUACAAACCUGGGCCUGUGGCAUCUGGCUUGCAGGUAGAACUGAAAGUGGAGCUAUUUGCCAUGGUUUCGGGUGAGGACAGCACCAAGGGAUCGACACACAUCUUUCACUAUAUUGAGAUCAUGACUGAGCAUGACGUCCUGUUCUUACCUGUGGAAGCGACAGUUUUAACAAGUAUCAAUUAUGAUAAGAGACUCGAAAGUUUUCCCCAGGGAAAGGAAACUCCCUUGGUCCAGAGGACAUCUGCAGUUCCUUCCCCUGAUGUUGGAGUUGUCCUGACCCAUAAAGACUGUCCACAGUAG
Myotis davidii is the source of this 6642-nucleotide messenger RNA. RefSeq names its product sperm associated antigen 17 (gene SPAG17). The record is from RefSeq and is a predicted model, not a curated record. Bases 1 to 6642 code for a protein of 2213 amino acids. Gene Ontology annotation, cellular component: axonemal central apparatus. Lineage: Eukaryota; Metazoa; Chordata; Mammalia; Chiroptera; Vespertilionidae. The transcript has 47 exons. Gene Ontology annotation, biological process: epithelial cilium movement involved in extracellular fluid movement; axonemal central apparatus assembly.